Messenger RNA from Brassica rapa (field mustard), 4561 nucleotides. Its product is annotated as serine carboxypeptidase-like 33. Lineage: Eukaryota; Viridiplantae; Streptophyta; Magnoliopsida; Brassicales; Brassicaceae. Gene Ontology annotation, cellular component: vacuole. Gene Ontology annotation, molecular function: serine-type carboxypeptidase activity. Gene Ontology annotation, biological process: proteolysis. The record is from RefSeq and is a predicted model, not a curated record.
AGUGUAGGAUUAAAGGUGUCCACUUCAAGUUGUAUAUAAAUAGGUAUUUUUAGUUGUAUAUAAAUAGUUCACUAAAGCUUUAGUGAAUAAGUAGUUCACUAAAGCACGAGGCUAAGCCUCGUUGGAAGUCGUAAAAUGUGGAAUCUCAUUAUUGACUUUGGUUCUUAAUUAGUGAGCUAAUGCUAAUCACAUGAUACUUAGUGGGGUUAAACACUUAGCACAUAACAACCAUCUACCGAUUUUUUUUUGGUAAAAAAGGUAUUUUCACCUAUUUUCCAGAAACUCAAACAUCGUAAAUAGUUAUUCCCAGCGCGAAUCGAAUCCCGAAUCGAAUCCCGGUGGCGAAAGUUACGGCCGCAACCCUUUUACCACUAGAUAACCGAUUUGAAAAUAAAGAUCAAUACUAUUAAAAGGAAAGAAGUUUUAAUAAAUCUACUUAAAAAAGUUGUUUGGACCAUUUCUUUGACCAACAAUAUUUUUGGUCUUACCAUAAUAUUUAAUUAACAAUAAAUAACCAAAAAUUUCUCUAACAAACAUUUAAUAAUACAUUUAUUCAUUAGACCACAUUAUUUUGUACAAGAACAAAGUUAUACGACAUAUAUGCUAUCCUUUAUUAGAUGAUCGUACCAUUUACUACACAAAAAUAAUGUACCACAUAUACUUUAUUAUAUUAUUCUCUAAACAUGUCUCAUUAGUCUCAUAAUUAAUAAAUGACUCAUUUCACCCAAUAUAAAUAAAUUAUAUAAGUCGUUUGAUCCACCAACUAUGUAACAAUACACACCAUUCUUUCAAUACUUCUGUUUUAAAUUAUGAAAAAAGUUAAUUCAUAUAUUUGCUAAGAAUAUAUCUUACUUCGAAAAGUAUCUAAAUUUGAAACAAAUCAAAAAUUAAAUAUUCAUAUACUUUUAUCCUAUUUUAAAAACCAAGAUAUAGCAUCAUUGUUACAAAAUAUUUUAACCAAAAAAUAAUAUACCGUAGAUAUACUAUUUAAAUUCAAUAACUUUAUCAACUUUAACAGAUUUCAUAACUCAUUUAAAAAUUAACAUAUAUCAUAUAUCAUACUAUACCAUGUCAUCAUACAUUAUAUAUUCCAAAAUAUACAAAAUCAAAUUUAAUAAAGUAAACCAUAUGUUAAAAAUUAUAUAUUUUACUUAAAAUUAUUUUUUAUACAAAGUAUUUAUCAUAAAUUUUGUUAUUUAAAAUAAGUUUUGAAACUAUUAAAAACUUUACAAAUUUAUACUAUUAAAUUAGCCAAAAAUAUUUCAAGUACAUCUUAAAGAUAAUUAACUCAAAAAAUGUAACUCUUAUAAAAUGCAUACAAAAUACAAUCAGAGAGUGUAAAGUCAAAAACAAAAUACAAUCAGAGAGUGUAGGUCUGAUCUCAGUCAGCAAGUCAGGUUCAUUUUGGGUCCUAAAUAUUUGGACAUAACUAGGUAUUUAAUUUUUUGGUUUAGGUUUGGAUUGGUUCUUUUCAGGUCCUGAGCGGUUUGAAUCUAUAAUUCAAAUACCUGUAAAAUACAUGUAAUUUUUAGGUACGUAACAUGUCCGAAUUAGUUUGGGUAUUGAGGAACCAAAAAAUACUCGAUGUACCUGAAAACCCAAAAAAAAUACUGAAACACAUACCCAAAAACCCAAACAAGUACCCAAAAUAUUGAAUUACCAAAAAGAUCCAAAAUUUUACAUCAAAUCUGACCCGAGUAACAAAAAAAUACUCAAAAAAAAUUUCCGAAUAACCUAUAUAUAUUUUUAUUACAAUUUUACUCAAAACCCGAAACUAAAAUCGAAAACCUGAACGCAAAACUUAAAAAGUAUUCGCAAUACCAAAAACAUAUCUAAAAUACUCGAAUAUACCUAAUAUACACAAAAAAUUCAGGUACUUGGGUAUUAGGUUGGGUCUCGGUUAGGAUAUUGACUCAAAGAAAACUUGCGGGUCCAAAAACAAAAUUGAAUAUGUACUUUGCCCUAGAUCCAAACCAAAACAGCACCAAUAUUUCCAGAUUGGUUUCAGUUUGGUUUCACGGAUCUGGUAAAAUGUUCAUAUCUAAGAGAGAGAAUUACAUAAGAGUAUAUAUAUAAAAUCAUAAAUAAACUAAUUCAUAAAUUAUAAAAUUUUAAAUAAAUUGUUUCUUCGAUAUAAUAUAACUUUUAUAACAUAAUAAUGCAUAACAAUUUUAAAAUACUAAUUCAUAAUAUUUGUUUACAAUCCAAAGAAAAACUCGCGCUUUCGAAGCGCGGGUCAAAAUCUAGUUAAACAUUAAUAUUACAUUAGAGAUUAAUGCAUAGUAUUUUUCAAUUGGUUCAAUUAUGUAAAAUUUGGAUAAAAUUAUAAUUUAGUUAUUUUGUGAAAUAAUUUGGUAGAAGUGGAUUUGACACUAAUAGCUUUUUUGAUGAAAUGUUUAAUUUAUUUAUCAUCGUUAAAAAAUAUGUACAUAUUUAAGGAAACUAACAACUAAUCUGAAACAACCAAAACUAAAGCAUAUGAGUCUCAAACCAACAACAAAAAAUAUAAAGAUUUCUAAUAGCAUAAAUCAUAAAUCACACAUGGAUAAAAUUUAUUUCAUAUUAUGACUCUAAAUUAAUAAGCUUUAUUGCUAUAAUGAUUAAAAUAUGUAUGAACUUGGAAAUUGUUAGUUUAGUAUAAUUCAAACAAAGCAGAAAAAAAUCUCCCAAGAUUUUGAUGACAUUUCCAUUAUCUCUACUUUUUUUUGUCAAACUUCUAUUAUCUCUACUUGUGAUACCAUAAUAAUAAGUUAUCAAAUGGAUUGUUCACAACUCAGAAGUGCACAUUCAGCUUCCAGCCAUUACAAUCUUGACAGGAAUUAAAAUAAGAAUUGUGAAAACUUAUCCUUAACAUUUGUGGCCACAUACUCUACUUUCCACAAUCAACCAACAUUCCCAAUAAAUUACCAUUCACCACUUAUAGACACACCAGGCAAAGGGAAAACAAGCUAGACAACAAAAAUCUGUGAUGGAUUUGACUCAUCCGAGGAGAAAACUAAACUUUCUGCUGAUCAUCUCAUUAUUAUUACUAUCAUUACGUCAUCAAGAUUAUAACGUUGAAGCACAAAAUUCAGACAAAGUAGUGAAUCUUCCCGAACAACCAUCCAAUCCAAAGAUCUCUCACUUCUCAGGUUAUGUCAACGUGAAUCAAGAAAAUACACGAGCACUCUUCUUCUGGUUCUUUGAAGCCUUGUCUGAAGACCCAACAAGACCUCUAGUUCUCUGGCUAAAUGGAGGUCCUGGAUGUUCAUCCAUUGGAUAUGGAGCAGCAUCUGAAUUAGGACCUUUUCGUGUGGUUGAAAAUGGGACAAGCCUUAGAUUCAAUCAAUACUCUUGGGUCCAAGAAGCGAAUAUGUUGUUCUUAGAAUCACCGGUUGGAGUUGGGUUUUCGUACACCAACACAUCUUCCGAUUUGGACAACCUCAACGACAGUUUCGUUGCGGACGAUGCAUACAACUUCAUGGUUGCUUGGUUUGCAAGGUAUCCCCAAUAUAAGUCUCGUGAUUUCUUCAUCGCUGGUGAAAGCUAUGCCGGUCACUACGCACCUCAGCUAGCCGAGCAAAUAUACGAUCGAAACAAAGUUAAACCAAAAGAGUCCUUCAUUAACCUCAAAGGCUUCAUUGUAGGCAAUCCAUUGACGGACGACAAGUACGAUAACAAGGGGAUUCUAGAAUACGCAUGGAGCCAUGCAGUAAUCUCCGACAAUCUCUACGACACCGCAAAACGUAACUGUGACUUCAAGUCAUCGAAUUGGUCGGAACCAUGCAACGUUGCCAUGAAUACAAUGUUCCAAAAAUACAAAGAGAUUGAUAUUUAUAAUAUAUAUGCUCCCAAGUGCACCACCAGUAACUCAUCAGCAGCUUCCUUCUUAGGAGUUUUCAAUAAGUCUCCGGCAAUGAAAGACUGGUUCAAGCGAGUGAGAUGGUUUGAAGGUUACGAUCCUUGUUACUCUGAUUAUGCUGAAAAAUAUUUCAACAGAGUUGAUGUUCGAACGUCUCUUCAUGCCACUACACGAGGUGUAUCAAGGUGGAAAGUUUGCAAUGAUUCGAUAUUGCAAACGUACCAAUUCACUGUCUCCUCAAUGUUGCCGACCUAUAGUAAGCUCAUCAAAGCUGGUCUCAAGAUAUGGGUUUAUAGUGGAGACGCCGACGGGAGGGUGCCGGUGAUCGGAAGUCGGUAUUGUGUUGAAGCUUUAGGUCUUCCCGUCAAAUCUGAAUGGCGCUCUUGGUUCCACAAUCAUCAGGUUGGAGGGAGGAUAACGGAGUACGAGGGAGGGUUAACGUUUGUAACAGUGAGAGGAGCUGGACACUUGGUUCCUCUCAAUAAACCUGAAGAAGCUCUCGCACUUUUCAGUUCCUUUCUUAAUGGUCAAGAACUUCCGUCACGCCCCUAGAUAUUAUCACAGAUUCACAAUAUCAUAUAGUCCUCUGUCUUUUCUUGUUUGUUUGUAUGUUUGUUUGUUACUGGUUCUAUAAUAAAACAUGGAUAGAUCAUAAAUAAUAAAUCCAAUCAUCACAUGUAACAUAUUACUGUUCUAUUAUACUAUCCAACCAUCUAAUGG